CUCUGUCGGUGGUGCUGGUGACGGUGCUGGUGACGGUGGUGCUGAUCGGUCCGGCGGCCGGCCUCGACCGGCCCGUGCAGCGUCCGUGCGACUUCAAUCCCAUGUGCUCGUGUGCCGUGCUGGCCGGCGCUGGCGGGGCGCACACACAACAGGUGCGCUGCGUCGGAGUGCCCUUCGGAGUCCUGCCAGACCUCCCUCUGGGUCCGCUGGCGUCCAUCGAGCUGAUCAACUCUGGCCUGGAGCGGCUGGACGAGGACAGCUUCCGCGGAACCCGGGUCGAGACGCUGCGCCUGAUGAGCAACCACAUCACCUGGAUCCACCCCGCCGCCCUCAGGUCGGUGGCCGGAUCUCUGAUUUCCAUCGACGUCAGCUUCAACCGGCUCUACUCGUUGCCGUCCGAGAUGUUCCGCGCCAUGAGCAACGUCAGCUUCGUCAACCUGCGCGGAAACUUUCUGAGCGAGCUGCGGCCGUCCGACUGGCGGAAGAUGCGCCAUUCGCUCACACAGGCCUUUGUUGGUGAGAACGAGCUGUGCAAGCUGGAGCCGGGCACCUUCGCCGGCUUCAGGCAGCUGACCACACUCAACCUGGACGGCAACCUGCUCAAGGAGCUGCCGGCAGACGCGCUGCCCGACACGCUGCACAUGCUGAACGUCAACAACAACCUGUUGACCCGGCUGCCGACCGCAGCACUUCACAAACUGCGCCGGCUCAACUGGCUCUAUUUCCAGGGCAAUCACAUCACCGAGCUGCCGGCCACCUCCCUGGGUGGUGCGCGCCGUCUGGUGGAGCUGCGGCUCUCCCACAACCUGCUCACCGAGCUACCCGGCCGACUGUUCAACGGCUCGACGCGCGUGCACGACCUGCACCUGCAGUACAACCAGCUGAGCGCGCUGCGCCGCUCAGCGUUCGCCGGCCUCCACCUGGCGCGCCUGUUCCUCGGCUACAACCGGCUCACCUGGGUCGACGCCGACGCCUUCCACGGGGUGGGCCACAGUCUGACCUUCCUAGAUCUGGAAGGGAACCAGCUGAUGGAGGUGCCGCCUGCACUGCGGACGCUCCGGAAGCUGCGCUUUCUCACACUGGCCAACAACGGCCUGUCGGAGGUGCCGGCGGGCGCGCUCAUCCCCUUCCAGGACUCGCUGGAGUCUCUCAGUCUGGCAGAAAAUCUAUUGGAGAACGUGCCGGCAGCGGCUCUGCGCGGCUGCUCCCAGCUCACGUCGCUGAACCUCGACGGAAAUCGUCUGCGCAAUAUCAGCGACCAGGACUGGGUGGGCUGGGCCGGGAAGCUGGUGCACCUCCUGCUACGAAACAACCUCCUGACGUGGCUCCCUGAGCGAACGUUCCAGGCGGCGCCCAACAUCCGUAAGCUAAGUCUCUCUUUCAAUCGGCUGCGGCACUUUACUUCCCAGUCACUGGCAGAUCUGGCCAGUUCGCUGGUCAAUCUAGAAGCAAGUUUUGCUGUUCAGGGGAGGGAGUUCCCCUACGAACUCGUUCAACCGCUCGCCUCGCUUCGAUGGCUGGUGAUGGACAAUAAUGGCUUCCGCAGGAUAGGCGACAGCGCGUUGUACACGAUGCCUGAGCUGGAGUAUGUGAACCUCGAGUCAAACCGGCUCCGCUCGCUGCCCACCGCGCUGUUCCACAAAGAUGUGCACAAGAAGCUGAGCGACGUGCGUCUCUCCUACAACGAGAUCACUCGGCUAGAGAGGGAGACGUUCAGCGGUCUGGAGGGUCUGAACACCGUGGUGCUCAUGGGAAAUAAGAUCUCAAUGGUCGACAAUCUGGCCUUUAGUAACCUCGUCAGACUAAUCACAGUGACGCUGGACUCCAACCGAAUCUCCGAGCUCGGCGCCCCGGCAUUUCACGGACUGCCAAACCUCCUUCAGCUGGAUCUUCAGAACAACCGGCUCCGGGACUUCUCAAUGAAGACUUUCUUCAACGUCACCAACGAGCAUAUGCCGCUGACGCUGAACCUGAGCAGUAACGAGAUCAACGCUCUGUAUCCGUAUCCGACGGGCACCCCGCUGUUCGUGAAGACUCUCGACCUCAGUCACAACCGUCUCAUAGAGGUCCCGACAGGCUUCCUACAGGGUGUGUCAGUCUCACUCCGUCACCUCGACCUCAGCUUCAACGUCAUUGAGCGAUUGGAUGGCGGCGCGUUCUCGACGCUAGAUAAACUCCAAGUUCUAAAUCUGCGAGGAAACGCUAUCCGUCAGCUGGACGAAAAGUCGCUGGAGGGCGUCGGCGCGGUGCAGAUCCUCGACCUCAGCCGCAACUCCAUAGCGCAGCUACCGGAGACGCUGCUGCGGAGACUGACCGCGCUGCGUCACCUCACCCUGGCGCACAACCAGCUGGAGACGCUGCCACAGCCACUGCUGCAGAACGCGCCGCUCGAGUCACUCGACUUGAGCGGUAACCGGCUGCGCGUGCUGCCCUCGGCGGCGCUGGCGGCCGUCGGCAGCUCGCUGGCCAGACUCGACCUCUCCGACAACCGUCUGGACCAGCUAGACGGCAUCAUGUUCGCCCGACUGCCGCGGCUCAGCCGACUCAGCCUGGCGCGCAACAGGCUCUCGGUGCUGCCGGACACGGUGUUCCUCAGCCUGCCGCGGCUGCUCAGCCUGGACCUCAGCGACAACCCGCUGCGCACCAACUACAAGGAGCUGUUCCACUAUCUCCAACAGCUGCAGGAGCUGCGUCUGGCCUCCGUGGGUCUGGAGAAGGCGCCCGACCUGCCCCUACCGAACCUGGUACACCUGAACCUCUCCUCCAACGGCAUGACGCAGAUUCCGUUCGGAUCGUUCGGCAUGAUGAGGAGCCUUCGGGUGCUCGACCUGAGCAACAACGCCUUCGCAGAGGUGCCCAGCAAAACCUGGAUGCAUACGCCUUUGCUGCACACACUCCACAUCUCCGGGAACCCGGUGCAGAUACUCAAUGGCGACUCGUUCGCCGGGCUGGACCACCUGCGUGACCUGGGGCUGGGCGGACUGCACCAGCUGAUCCGCUUUGACACGGACACACUGCUCGGCAUGCGAGAGUUGGACACGCUGCGCAUCACCACCUGCCCGCAGAUCGAAAAGUACAGGUUCCGACUGGGCGGUGUCCUGAACGGCCUCCAGUCGGUGCGGCGUCUUCACGUCGAGGUGCGGGAGAACAAGCUGGACGACCAGCUGUGGGGCGGCUUCGGACCGAAGCUGACGGAGCUGCGACUGACCGGCGCCAGCCUGCGACAGGUCGACCCGGAGGCCUUCAAGGGAUUCCAGGGCCACCACGAGCUGGUGCUGCAGCUGACGGACACCUCGGUGUCGGAGCUGCCGGACGACCUGCUGCGCCACCUGCGACACGUCACGGCGCUGACACUCGACCUGCGCAGGAACCGACUCAUCAACCUCAGUCCGAGCACCCUGUACCGCAACGGCUCCGACUGGGAGACACCCGGCACACAGCUGGUCAAAGGUGGUAUCGCUCUGAGCCACAACCGCUGGGUGUGCGACUGCGGCCUCCUGUGGCUCGGUCAGUGGCAGCGGCGCUGGGUGCGCGAGAGCCUCCGAAUCCACACGGAGGUGCCGAGAAACGCUCAGCACGUGCAGCGACUGGUGCGGCAGGCCACCUGCACCGACCUCAGGACCGGUGCCGAGACGCCCAUCAUGGACCUGCGAGCCGAGAAUCUCCACUGUCGGAUAGGAGCCACAGACGCCGGCGGCCGGCCGGCCGGCACCGGCAGUCUGCUGCUGCUGCCGCUGCUGCUGAGCCUGCCGCCCCUCCUGCGCCGCGACCUCCUGGACGUGACGUAGGACCGGACGUCGGACAGAGGUGUGACGCAUGCUGUGACACUGACGUGACCGUGACGCCCCGUCACAGGCCGUCACAAGGCCGAGCCGUCCCGCUUGGAGGCGGAGCGUCACCAGAGUAGAGGCGAGGGCAGCAGUCUCGCCCAAACCGGUCCAAUGUUCCUCGUGUUGAUGGAAGAGUUUUAACACAACGCAGUUGUUUAUAGUGUGGACGUGCCGGCAAUGUUUUUACGCAAACACUGUAAUAUAGCCAUGUUGUAAAUUAAUUGCUAUUGCUGUUGAGUUUGUGUGCAAUGUAUUGAGCAGACCAGGCACGCGAGCGAAUUUUAUGGUAAGGUUCAACAAACUCGUCAACUCAAAGGCCAAUACUGGAAUUAUUCACAAAACAUCGCGCAAAAGUCCGAAACGCACAGUUUUACUUGUCCUGGAUAGCCCAACCGUUCACGUCCUAAUCGCGAGGUAGCUCUGACGGCUCUCUGGACAGUCGACUCAGUCCGAACUCGGCCGCCGCCCGAUGCCCGGUGCUCGGUGCGCGUGUAUCUGUGUGCGUCCGUGUCCGCCGGCGGCGCCGCCAGUGGAGCCGCCGGCCGCCGGUGUCAGUAUUGAUCCGGGUGACCUGGCCCGUGUGCCCGCCGGCCGGCCGCGCCGCCCCUAGCCCUUGUGACGGUCAGCCAGCCGCCGCCCGACACCGCAGCACGGUCGUUACAAAGGGCCAGAGCGGCGGACACCACCGGACAUGCAAUCAAAUAUCCCGCGGAGAGCAGGGACACGGUGAUAGCCGUUUAUUUUUGUCGCCGUUGAGUGGCAUGUGAUCAGUGGACGCGCGUUGUUUGUUCAUAGAAUGUCUGGAUGCGAGAGACGGGUGAAUUGUGAUGCCGAUGCUUUCAGCUAGAGGAUGUGCUAACCGUUAGUCCAGCAGCGCUGAUGUCCCGCUAUGAGAGGGCUCUGUCAAACGCAGCCAGUAUAAGACCGGGGCCGAUUCCGUGUCCAGCUCGGCCCGCCCGGCCGGACGGGCGUCAUAUGUUACUGCCGCGCGCUCCGGACAGUACGCUCUUAGCCUGAUGGGGCUCAUGUGAUGCGAGACGCUGAUGAUAAUGGUGAUACCGCUGCUGAUAGCGGUGCUCACGGAGUGUCUCGGGCCGCGCGGCUGGGCGAUCGGACGGCCGUGUGCGGCUCGAGCGGAGUGUCGCCGCUGCCCCGGGUGAUGCCUUGUUGACGGGGAGGGCGCCGCCGGCUGUCCCCCGCACCACAUAUCAUUAGUGUAAGAGCCGAGAGUCCCGCGGACCGGCUGUGAUCGUACCGCAGCGUUAAGCCCGCCGUGCCCCGUCUCGAACCUCCCGGACUGUGAGGAUCCCCUGCAAACCUCGUUCGACCUAUCCACCCUCACAACCCAGGGGUAGUGGCGCAGCCCUAUCGGUAUCGGCCCUCCCAUCGGGACCAGAUCCCGUGGGACGGGACCACCGCAGACCAUCUGGGACCGGCCCGGUCCGGUCCAGCCGCCGUCAGUCAGGGUCGGCUCUCGGGUAAUCUGCAGCCCCCUCCCGGGGGUCCGCCAUGUCACCACGAGUCACCGCUGCUGCGUUCCUCCCGCGUCAUCCCCGGGGCUGGGAGGGAGCCGCAGGGUGUAUCAGGGUGGGUGGCCAGUCCCUGGGUUCCACUGGAUCCCAAUGGAGCCGGAGGGACUGGUAUAAAAUAUCGCAGUGCGCGGGUCGAACCAAGCCACCCGUCACUCAAUACACGCGGCCAGUGUUCGGCGUUCGUUGUGCGCGCUGCUGCUGAUGUGUGCGGUGGUUAACGGACGCAAUGUUAGCGUCACUCAGACACCGUCCCUAUGCUGUCCGGCUUAUUUAGGUGCUCGCGAGGGUACAAUAGUCGCAUUGGUGCACCUCUGUGUCUGCUAAGCGCGCGCUGCGGCCUGACCCCUGUGACCUGUGACCUCUGAGGGGUCACCCUUGUUGACGUCACGCUGUUGUAACGCUUCGAAUGUGUGUGCAAUGGAAAUACAAUUUGCAUAUUUUCCA
Molecule: messenger RNA, 5806 nt
Organism: Amphibalanus amphitrite
Lineage: Eukaryota; Metazoa; Arthropoda; Thecostraca; Balanomorpha; Balanidae
Product: chaoptin-like
Exons: 13
Coding region: 102-3788 (1228 amino acids)
Molecular function (GO): protein binding
Source: RefSeq, a predicted model, not a curated record